Symsagittifera roscoffensis is the source of this 2250-nucleotide messenger RNA. RefSeq lists its product as uncharacterized. The record is from RefSeq and is a predicted model, not a curated record. Lineage: Eukaryota; Metazoa; Xenacoelomorpha; Acoela; Convolutidae. The transcript has 10 exons. Bases 1 to 2250 code for a protein of 749 amino acids.
AUGUCGCCUCAAUUAUCCCAUAUUGAUAAAGUGGAGUCGAUUGAGAGUCCAGUGAAUGUAUUCGAUGGACAAGAAAUUGUGGGUUCAGAGAUGCUGCAGUUCUUCAACAAACACGUCAAUGCCUCCAUCAGAGGAUUUACCAUCUACGACCACCUCAAGAAACGCCACUGUUUCGAGCAAUCUCAGAAUCUUUCGUGGCACAUCUCAGAAUGCGACUACUCGCUCUCGGCCAUGUAUCUGUACUUUCGCUGGACUCCACCCGACCCAAACUUUGACAGGGCUUACGAAACGCAGAAGAGCAUAAUGGGUUUUGACGUAACAUUGGACGUGUUCCAGGUGGUCGAGAACAGUGGAUUAGGAUAUAUAUAUGUUGGUAAUUUACAGUGGGCGCUAUGGCCCAGUCUACAAACUGUAACAAUAUCCUUCGACAAAGUACAAAGCACAAAUGAAGUGAAAUGCGAGACUCCUGAGGGCGAAUAUAUCGGAGAUGAUCCCGAGAACAUUUUGGAAGGGAUGAGAGUGCGGAGUCUUGGUGUCACUCGUUUCAUGUAUCGCCGACCAGGAAUUGGCUGGGUUUGCUUCAAGUGGUCAUCUGGCAACACGGAAUGGGAACAGCAAGGAUCAUGUCCUGGUCUAAACGAGUACUAUUACUUGUGUCUCACAACUCAGGACAAAGGGAUCGUGACAGCUAUUAAUAGAAAGUACAGAGAAGACGAGUUGGGAGAAGAUGUCAUGGUCUUUGGGGAGCCUAAUUUGUGGGCGAGCAAUGGGGACGCGGGCAAUCUUUACGGGUUGCGACAUCUGGGAAACGCUAUUUUCCACACACUUUACGACUACAGAAAAGUCAGUCUGGUUGCUGACCACACACAUCUGGAUGACCUGGACAAUACGUGUGAGCAGGUGGACAACACGGCGUCAACCAGAGCAGAUGCUGUAACAAUAAUUAGUCAGCUUCGUUUCAACACUGGCCAAAUUCAUAGGUUUGCAUUGAGAGGACCAUCCGGAGAAUUUCUACGAAUUGUAAGGGUUUCGUCAAAUGGACCAACUUUCGAGGAAGACGAUGCAACAAACUUGGGAGAAGACGUGUGGUAUCUUUGCUACUUCUAUUGGAAAUCUGCUUUUGCACCAUAUCGUACAUAUGGUUCACCAUAUGAUAACUUGUUCUAUGGAUACAUUGAAAUCACACCCGAUUUGCUAGCGCUACUUCCCACUUUGCAGAUAGUGAAAUUAGCCGACUAUAUCACCCCGUACACAGAGUAUGCGGUGAACUGUAAGACGCCCCAUAAUGUGAUAGACACAGUCAAUAGAGGGAUUCAGCUUUUGACAGAUUUGGAUCUCCACUUCAGAAUCUCGAGAUUUGCAUUGAAGCACAGAAAUGGAUCGUCCAUCUGCUAUUAUAGAGUUUCACCGGAUGAUCCGUGGGAAGCUGUCUACCUUAGCUGCAAUUACCAGCAGUUUUACUUCUGCAUUGCCGAGAAGGAUCUGCCCUUGACCUUGGACAAGGAAGAACAACAAUGGACUACAUACAAUUCCAUAACUGACAAAGGAUCAUACCGAGAAAUCAGUUUCGCAGAUGGAUGGACUUCGAAUAAAAUGGCGAGAUCCUCAAAUUCAAAUGGACAUUUUUAUCUGUCUCCGUCUGGAUGCAUUGCUCACCUGACCCGAAAACAGACGCUCCUUUCAGAAGUUCACUGCGAAUCUCCUGUUUACGUGAUUGAAAUUAUUGAUGACUUUAUGCAAUAUAACAAGGCUCUUGAACUGUUCGACCAAUUCAUGUGGUACCCGCAUGUCGAAGUAUAUGCAUUGAUGGGGCCAGGUGCGGAGUGGUUCUGCUUCGAGAAAGUAGCAGACCUGGACGCCAACGGAAUGGAGUUGCCGACUCACAAUUGGGUCCGAAAUGACACUGCAUGCACAGAUCGCCCAGCCUCCUAUCUCUGCACUACGCCCGAAGACCAUCCGGAUUAUAGCGAUUUCUUGAAUAUGAAACUCCAUUGGCAAGAACUUGAUCCCAGUACUUUUAUCGACAACGGAUGUACAUCCGCUUCACCCCCAAACUCACCCCCAGAACCGACACCUGCAGCAACCACGCAAGCGCCCACUCCUCCGCCACCGCCUGCAACAGAUCCCCCGCCUGCAACAGAUCCUCCGCCUGCACCGACAGGACCGACAACCAGGGACUUUAAUUUUUGUGUAUUUCUAAAAUCAUCAACACAGCAUGAGUCCGUUUUUGUAGGAUUAAAACUGGUAUAA